GUCUCAAAAAUAAAUAAAAACAUUAAAAAAAAAAUUUUUUUUUUUUAAAGAAAAAAGACUUGGGUCGUAGCUGAGAACAAAUUUGCUGUGAGACAGAUGAUGGUCAAUGACCACAGUGAUCUCUGGAAACUAAACAUCCAGAUUCAGCAGGGCAGGGCAAUUAACCACAUUGCAGACUCCCUGGAAAUCAACAACAAGUACCCCCAACUAUCUCAGAAGUGUAUCUUCAGCCCAAGCACACAGCCUCCAGGGAACACGCAGGGAGUCUUGGGGACAAAAGAGCCACCAGUCCAGCAGCCACAAUAGCCAAAUGGACCCUGCUGAUCAGUGCUGUCGCUGGUGAGUUAGGGAGCCCCCUCUGCUUGGGGCUAUCAGCAAGAGUCUGGUUUGAGUGGACAGGAUGAUUUCAGGACCCAGAAGCUAAGAGAAGGCACUGGGUACAGAGGAGGGGAACAGAGCUGAGAACAGGAUAUAUUGUCAUGAAACAGAAAUACCAGAAGGGCUGCCAUUUGAAAAGGGAUUAAACUUGCCCUGCAUGGCUCCAAAGGUUAGAACAAGGAAUCAUGAGUAAAUGUGCCAGGGACACAAAUUCCAAUUCGAUCUAAGGGAAGGAAGGUUUUCUAACAGUCAGAGACACCUAAAGCUAAACCAGGCUGUUUUGGUAGACAGUUGAGUCUCCCGUCAGUGGAGGAAGGCAAACAGGCAGGUUUGAGAAGGGACUCCGGGGUCAGCCCUUCAGAACCUGCAGGUUCUUCCAAAUCUGGGAGCCAAUGAUUUCAUCUCCUAUUUACUCGUAACAAUCAUCCACUUACAUAUACUGAGAAAAUAUCAAGGUGAUCGGCACCAGAGAUAACAAGUACAGAGGUAAGAACGGCCCAAACAGUGCUGAGAAGGGAAGAAGAUGAGAGAACAACCAAAGAGCAGAGUUUUCUCCAGAUCUCAUCCCCCACUAAGUCCCUUGACUGGAGGGAAGCCACUCCUGCCUGCAGCUGGGGGUGGGUGCUCUGGCUCGCCCAACACAUCCACUCAGGGACUCCAGCCUACACAAGAAGUGAAUGAGAAUUACUUCAGGCACAUCCUCGACGUCAGGACAUACUUGUGUCAUAUUCUGACAUGGAGAAAAACACUGACAAGAGCACCAUCCAGUAUGGUAGAAAUUUGAUACAUGUUAGUAAACUCCUUCAAAAGUUGGCCUGUGGUACAGUGCUCAUUUUUGUUCUCUCAACUGUUACAGCUUAUUUUCAGACUCCUGUAUCAAAAUACAAAAACUACAGAUGUCUUAACAUCUUCAAGUAAAUCUGAUUUUCUCCACUGAAUCUGAAAAGACACAAACAUGAUAAACUUCACUCUUUGUAAGAAAAGGACCGCAUUUUAUCUUUUUAGCAAAGGAGAGAAGACACUAAAGUCACACAAGAGUAUUGCGUUUAAUACAAGAAUUAAAAGGCACCCUCAUAAGCCAUGACAAAAUUAGGAAGCAGAGGCUUAAUAUUUUGAAAAAGCAGUUUUGGUAGGUUCUAUUUACAGUUUCUCUAGUAGUUAACAAGAUUUUUUGCAGGUCUUUAACAAAUAAUAUAGCAACAGACAUAUUUAGAGUGUAUUUAUUUUUUCUUCUCUUUCAAUCAUUAUUAUUGAGCCUCCUCAUUCCAACCCUCCAACCCCAAAGCACACACAUGGAUGUACAUGUACACAUGCAUACACACUCUCACAGGCACUAUGCAGACAUCAUGAGAAAGAGAGAGGAAGUGAUAAGAAGCCUCCACAACCCCCCCCCCCCAUCUAUUAGCCAAAGCAGGUACAGGGAGUACAAGAGAAAGAAGGUGGCUAUCUGCCCAAGGGAUCAAGUGUCAUUCAGGUGAUAAACAGAAAGCCAGGGUUCCUGCCCAGUGGUGAUACAGACAUGUCCCAUAUCAACAAAGGAAACAGACUGACAAUUUACUGAGUGCCUACCACGAACCAGGCACUACUUAGGGCACUCUACUUAGGUUCACAUCUAACCUGACAUUCUGCUCAAAUGGGAAAACUUGACUCCCAAGAUGGCAGACCUACUAGGCUCCAUCCUGAACUCCAUGGAGAAGUCACCCAGUCUCAGUGACCGGGAGUCUCGGCACAAGGCCCAAGAGCAGGUCGCUCGCCUGAAGAAACUACAGGAGCAGGAGAAACAACAGAAAGUGGAGUUUCAAAGGAUGGAGAAAGAGAUGUCAGAUUUCAUCCAAGACAGUGGGCAGAUUAAGAAAAAGUUUCAGCCAAUGAACGAGAUAGAGAGGAGCACCCUACACAAUAUGGCAGAAGUGGCUGGCCUGACAUCCUUCUCCUUCAGAGAUGAUGAGUGUCUCUAUGUCAUGAUCUUCAAAAAGGAGUUUGCAUGCUCAGAUGAAGAGCUGGACUCCUAUCAUUAUGGGGAGGAGUGGAACCCCCAGGAGGCUGAGGAGAAACCCCAACUGAAGGAGCUGGCCCAGUGGCAAGAGGACACAGCCCAGCAGGGACCUGUGGUGGGGAGCCCUGCUAGUGACGACAAGGACAAGUACAGCCGCUUAACAGGCAAGGCAGCAGCCAAGGAUGCUACAGGCCACAUGCUACAGGCCAACAAGACCUACAGCUGUGUGCCCAUGGCCAACAAGAGGGACAUGUGUUCCAUCAAAGAGGCCGUGAAUGAGAUCCAGGCCAAGAAGGAUCCGCAACAGAGCAGGGAAGAGUUGCCACCUAACCUCCCAGACACUCCAGCUCUCUGA
Messenger RNA from Herpailurus yagouaroundi (jaguarundi), 2729 nucleotides. RefSeq names its product sperm-associated antigen 7-like. The record is from RefSeq and is a predicted model, not a curated record. Gene Ontology annotation, molecular function: nucleic acid binding. Lineage: Eukaryota; Metazoa; Chordata; Mammalia; Carnivora; Felidae.